Vicia villosa (hairy vetch) is the source of this 1066-nucleotide messenger RNA. RefSeq names its product protein LIFEGUARD 2-like. The transcript has 4 exons. The record is from RefSeq and is a predicted model, not a curated record. Lineage: Eukaryota; Viridiplantae; Streptophyta; Magnoliopsida; Fabales; Fabaceae. Bases 219 to 956 code for a protein of 245 amino acids. Gene Ontology annotation, cellular component: membrane.
AAACAAUUAUAAAUGCGUAAUUGCACUUCACUUUGUCUCAUGACACGUACAAGAAUCUACUCUUUCAAGGAAGCUUUGAGAUCAAACGAGAGAACAUAUUCCACAAUAGAAACCACAAGAGAGUUCGUGACUCGUUGAGAAACACAGAGAAAAAGGAUAAAAGACACAAUUUCGAGAAACAAAGCAUUGAAAUUGAUCUGAGUUGAAUCGGUUAUGCGAUGUGGAAAAAUUGCGUAUCAAAAAUGUCUCGAAAAAGAGACGUGGAGAGCGGAGAAAGAACCCUUUAUCCUUCUAUGAUUGAGAAUCCUCAAUUAAGAUGGUCCUUCAUACGUAAGGUGUACUCCAUCAUCACCUUUCAGUUGCUUCUCACCAUUGCUGCAGCAUCCGUCGUUGUUUUCGUUCCUGGUGUUGCGCAUUUCUUUGUCAGUUCUACACACGGCCUGAUUAUUUACAUCGUCCUUAUCUUUGUUCCCUUCAUAACAUUAUGUCCGCUUUACUAUUAUCGACAGAAGCAUCCUCUCAAUUACUUCCUCCUGCUGAUUUUCAAUGUCACUUUAGCUAUUCCCAUUGGGUUAACAUGUGCCUUUGUUAGCGGGAAAGUAAUUCUAGAAUCUGUGAUAAUGACGACUGCGGUUGUGUUCAGUUUAACUCUCUACACAUUUUGGGCUGCAAGAAGAGGCCAUGAUUUCAGUUUUUUGGGUCCAUUCUUGUUUGGUGCUUUGUUGGUUCUUAUUAUCUUUGCUUUCAUUCAGAUUCUGUUUCCAUUGGGAAAGGUUUCACAUAUGGUCUAUGGAUGUCUUGCAUCUAUCAUAUUUUGUGGCUACAUAGUAUAUGACACAGACAACCUUAUCAAGAGGUUCUCCUAUGAUGACUACAUUUGGGCUUCGGUUUCGUUGUAUCUUGACAUCAUCAACCUUUUCCUCUCUUUACUUACUAUUUUUAGAGCUACUAAUUGAAAAUAAUUAAUACAAUAUCAUACUAUAGGCACUAUAUAACUCAUAUGUAUUGAGAGCUAAUCUAGUUAAUGAAUGUUCAUUUGAGAAAUUAAGAUGAUGAAAUUGAUAAA